This is a messenger RNA of Zalophus californianus (California sea lion), 2024 nucleotides long. RefSeq lists its product as uncharacterized. The record is from RefSeq and is a predicted model, not a curated record. The transcript has a single exon. Bases 288 to 632 code for a protein of 114 amino acids. NCBI's taxonomy places the organism in Eukaryota, Metazoa, Chordata, Mammalia, Carnivora, Otariidae.
CCUCCACCUCCACCACCACCGCCGAAAAGCUCCCCCGAAAUCCUGUUUCCGCCUUUCCUGGUGGAGCGGCCACAGGGAGGAGCAAGCCCUUCUCAGUGUGUCGAGUUUUCGUGGAAGGCGGGAGCUGUUUUGAGCCCGUGAACGGUAUCAAUAAGGGGCCCCAAAUUUUUGCCGAAGUAAAGGGCGCGGGAAACCACGGCUGUUUCUAGCCCUCUGCGCUCUCCCAACCCAAAAAACAAAAUAGAAACACAGGCUCGUACUCAGUACUGGUCGAGGCGGGGGAGGAAAUGAGAGCCGGGGCGGGCCCGCUAGGGCGCGGGUCCCGGCGGCAAGUUGGGAGGGACCGCGGGGCGAGCCAGACCGCCUCAGCAUUGCCUCACUGGGCUGUAGACGCGGGGCGUGCAGGGCCACGGCGACGGGCGCGCGAACCCGGCCGUUGCGCGCGCGGCGCUGCCCGCGGAGGUUUCCGGGCGCGCCGGCCGCCUCGCCGCCGGGAGACAAAGGGGUCGACUGCGGCCGCGGCCGGGACGGAGACUGUCGGCUCCCAACCAGCGCUGCCCACGUCGGUCCGAACACGCUUGCGGAAGCACCAAACCGUGGGUUUGUUUGCCAUGCGGUCCUGCAGGCACUGACCUUUGCCCUCCGGUUAGAGCUUCGGUUUUCAGAUGCCAAGAAAAAGCAACGACGUUUUCUUCUCUUUUGCUAUCACUUCACUCUUAGCCCGUCUCCUACGCCUUCUCCAUUUUUUCCCCUAAACUCUGCUUUCUUUAGUUGGUUUUUUCUGUGUUCUGACGUGAAAUCAAUGUUUUCAGGUGCACGAAUUUUUCACCCUUGCUUUCUGGUGGUGGUGGUGGUUUUGCUGAUCCAUUUUUUUUUCCUCCCUCUGUUCGACUCCCUUUGCGAUUACUUUUUAUUCCACCUUCAUUGUGUUUCAUAGAGAAACAAAAUAGCCUGCUGACAAAGUAUUUCUUUGCGUCCAAGAGACAGACUGUCCGUGUUGUAUGUAGUAAUUGCUUUAAACUGAGUGGAAAUUUGGGGAAAGUUCAAGUGGAUUUUUAUCUUCAUCUGGGUCUAACUGGAAUACCUACUCACACUCAAUGAAAACAUUCUAGUGGGGUUUUUUUAGAAUCAGAAAUAUUUAAGCAGAGACCUCAGGAUGGUAAAUUUUCUAAUGAAACCAACUACACACAAAAAUACAAAGAAGGGGUUUUUUUUGUAUGUUUUUUUGUAUUAUUAGAGAUCCUUGAGUCCCAAUAUUAAGAAAUCAAAAUACAAAAACCUUUACUAACGCUUUUAUUAAACUUCAAAACAAAAAUUUUAAUAAAGUACACAAUCUCAAGAUAUAAAUAGCUAUUGCUGAGAACCUAACAUUAACUCUGCCUCUGAACAGCCAUUAAAAGAGACUAAUAACAGUGAUAUAUGCCACUUUAGAAAUGAAAGAACCCUAGUAAUUAUGAACUUCAAACAAAUCUAGCAAAUUAGUAUCAAUUUUGUUCGUAUGAAAUAUGUUCACCAUGAUAAUAAAAAUACAUUUAAAUUUUUUAUUUUCCUUUGAACAUUUUAAAGAUUCAUGACUUCUUGUGUGAACAAUAAGAAAUAAAGUGUUCUUAACAUUGGGAAAAUAUAUUUGAAGACAAGACUUCAUCCAGCCUGAAUUUUUAAAAAACGAGUGCUUAGUACACCAAUAAAAGAAAAAUAUUACUACAUUAUUACAAAAUUCUAAAAGUCAGACUCAAAUGAAGAACAAAGCAAUCUUUACUCAACAUUCACAAUGCCAGCCUUCCUUUGUGAAUAUUUAUAAAAAUAUUCUUCUUCCUUAUUGGUUUAAAUUCUAAGCCAAUAGGAAAAGUACAACAAAGGGUGAGACAUCAGCAUUGGGUUAAAACAUUGGAUAAACAGAUUGUUUAUCAUGCUCAUUCUCCUUCAAGAUCAUAUAUCUUUUAAUUUCAAAGAAGAAAUUUAAGGGGCGCGGGGGUGGCUCAGUCGUUAAGUGUCUGCCUUCGGCUCAAUCCCAGAGUCCUGGG